AUGACGGCUAGGGUUAAUGCCGUGAACAUCAGGAUCGGAGGUAUAGAGUGCUUUCACGCGAUUUCUAGAUUAAAGGUUAAUUUUCACAAAUCUAAAGUGUGUGGGGUUGGGGUUUCGGAAAGGGAGAUAUCCAAUUGUGGUCGUGUACUUGGAUGCGAUGCGGCUUCGUUCCCUUUCAAGUAUCUUGGGGUGUUAGUGGGUGCUAAUACGAAGCUCAAAAGGAAUUGGCAACCGGCUCUCUGGCGAAAGGUUAUCUGUGGGACGCACAAUCUCCAUACGAAACUUGUGGCUGCUCUCUCUAAGAAGACUAUUCAUGGAAUUUGGCAAAAUAUCGCUGAUGUGAUUUCUAUCAUCAAAGGAAUUGGCAUUCCUCUCUCUCAUAUUUUCAAAAUAGUUAUUGGUUCAGGUAGGUCUACGUUGUUUUGGCUCGACAACUGGACAGUCAGGAAGGGUAGGCUUGGGAGAUGUGUCCAAGGUCUAGAGAGGAAAUCAACGAUGUUGAUGCUUUGA
Messenger RNA from Lactuca saligna, 510 nucleotides. NCBI's taxonomy places the organism in Eukaryota, Viridiplantae, Streptophyta, Magnoliopsida, Asterales, Asteraceae. The record is from the annotation of a GenBank genome assembly.